UACACAUAACUAUAUUUUUUACAUAAUUCUAAAAUCGCGGACUUGGUUCUUAAUAUUUUAUUAGUUAAUUGUGUUAUAUAUAAUAGAAAUACUUAUUUUAAACUAAAAAUAUAAAAAAAAUCAAAUUUAAAAUUAGUUAUAUAUAAUUUAUUAUACAAAAAUUCAUAUACAAAUAAAAAUGAUAAAUGUAACAAAUUUAAAUAUAUUAUCUGCGCGUAGCGCGGAGAAAUGAUCUAGUUAUAGUAAUAGGGGUUAAUCCUGCAUCAAUCUUAAAAUAUAAAUAUUUGCCUACCUAUUCUAAAACCUGGCAAGUUGGUUACUGAGAAUAUCACAAUAACAUAUAAGAAUGGUUCAAAGGGAACAAAUAUUAAUUAUUUCUUUUAGAAAAACUUUUUGUUAAGACUUGCACGUCAUACCUUUGCUGUUUACAUUAUUUUAUUACACAUUAAAUUGAACUAGCUAGCCCAAACGAAACUCAGUCUCUCGCUUCUUUUUUUCGAGAAAAAAAACACUUUUAACCACUGCACCAGGUCUCUAGCUUCUUAAUCUGUCUUCUCUUCAAUCUAUCUUUCUAUCUCACCCUGAUCAGCCAUGGGGGAAGAACCACUGCUUCAGAAACUCAGGAUUCAAGAAGACAUCGAAUCAGCCAAACACAAACUUGUUAACGACGACGUUGACGACGGUGAUGGUCCAGUCACUUUCAUUUUACUCUUCACAACCUUCACCGCUCUCUGCGGCACCUUCUCUUAUGGCACUGCCGCCGGCUUUACGUCACCAGCUCAAUCUGGGAUGAUGGCAGGACUAAACCUUUCUUUGGCUGAGUUCUCUUUCUUUGGAUCCAUAUUAACAAUUGGUGGACUUGUGGGAGCCGCGAUGUCCGGAAAACUCGCUGAUCUCCUUGGUCGGAGAGGCGCUUUAUGGGUUUCAAACUCGUUUUGCAUGACCGGCUGGCUUAUGAUCGCCUACUCUCAGGCGGCUUGGUCCCUUGAUAUCGGAAGACUUUUUCUCGGCGUUGCAGCUGGUUUAUCUUGUUACGUGGUACCAGUCUACAUUGUAGAAAUCUCACCCAAACAAAUCAGAGGCGCGUUUACUGCGGUUAAUGCGCUUGUGAUGUCUUCUAGCGUCUCCAUUACAUUCCUCGUUGGAUCAGCCACUUCAUGGAAAACAUUAGCUCUUAUAAGUACGGUUCCUUGUGUUUUAGAAUUCGUUGGUUUAUUCUUUAUACCGGAGUCUCCUAGGUGGCUGUCUAGAAAUGGUCGGGUAAAAGAAUCGGUAGCUGCACUCCAACGUCUGCGAGGAAACAACACUAAUAUCACGAAAGAGGCUGCAGAAAUCAAAAUAUACAUGGAAAAUCUUCAAGAAGAAUUCAAAGAAGAUUGCUUUUUCGAGCUCUUCAAACCACGAUACUCUCGUGUUAUUAGUGUGGGAAUUGGAUUGCUAGUACUGCAACAAGUCGGAGGCCUCAGUGGCUAUACAUUUUACAUGAGCUCGAUAUUUCACAAAUCAGGGUUUCCUAACAACAUAGGAGUAUCAAUAACGAGCGCGGUGCAGUUGGUGACAAGCAUUUUAGGAUUAAUAAUCGUGGAUAAAUAUGGGAGACGGUCCCUUCUAACGGUUGCGACGGUCAUGAUGUGCAUGGGGUCAUUAAUCACAGGACUAUCGUUUUUAUUUCAGAGCUAUGCUUUACUCAACAACUACACCCCAAUUUCAGCACUCAUUGGAGUGUUGGUUUUUUUCGUUUCCAUCACAGUCGGAAUAGGAGGUAUUCCAUGGGUCAUGGUCUCCGAGAUGACACCGAUAAAUGUAAAGGGAUCGGCAGGAACGCUAUGCAAUCUAACGAGCUGGUCCUGCAAUUGGUUCGUAUCCUACACAUUCAACUUUCUCUUCCAAUGGAGUACUUCUGGUGUGUUUUUCAUAUAUUCACUAAUCUCUGGUUUGGGCAUUCUAUUUGUGCUGAAAAUGGUACCAGAGACUCGAGGUCGUUCACUCGAAGAAAUCCAAGCUGAUAUUACCCGAUAAUUUAAUUUGUACAUAGUAAUAUUUCUUUUUAUUUGGUAUCCAGUUCAUAUAGCUUCAUAAAUGGUCUCAGUUAUAAGUCAAUUCAAUCCUCGUCUGGCCA
Molecule: messenger RNA, 2119 nt
Organism: Brassica napus (rape)
Lineage: Eukaryota; Viridiplantae; Streptophyta; Magnoliopsida; Brassicales; Brassicaceae
Product: putative sugar transporter ERD6-like 13
Exons: 17
Coding region: 592-2019 (475 amino acids)
Biological process (GO): transmembrane transport; carbohydrate transport
Cellular component (GO): membrane
Molecular function (GO): sugar transmembrane transporter activity
Source: RefSeq, a predicted model, not a curated record